Messenger RNA from Trematomus bernacchii (emerald rockcod), 6754 nucleotides. It is a transcript of the gene fgd1, whose product is annotated as FYVE, RhoGEF and PH domain containing 1. Gene Ontology annotation, molecular function: guanyl-nucleotide exchange factor activity; metal ion binding. Gene Ontology annotation, cellular component: cytoplasm. The record is from RefSeq and is a predicted model, not a curated record. Gene Ontology annotation, biological process: cytoskeleton organization; filopodium assembly. NCBI's taxonomy places the organism in Eukaryota, Metazoa, Chordata, Actinopteri, Perciformes, Nototheniidae. Bases 684 to 3839 code for a protein of 1051 amino acids. The transcript has 18 exons.
CCUGAAGCUACCGAGAGAAAAUCUACCGACUGUCUGGAGGAAUCUGAAGCAGGAAUAAAGAGACUUAAAAUCUGAAGAAGAUGUAAGAAAGGAAGCAGCAACAGGGUAAUUACAUCUGGGAAAAAGUGGGAAGUGUAAGGAAAAGUGAAACUGCUUCUCUGCUGGAGCUGAGUCGGCACAUUUUGGAUUCUUCAUGGGGGAAAAUACUGAGAAAAGUUUAAUUUAAGGAGAUAAAAUCAGUCACUUUUUCUUCACGUGCAUUCGGAUCUAAUCUUGGGGAAACUUAAAAGAGUCAUCAGCUGAUCUGAGGAAGUAUUUUUUUUAAUUAUCUUUAAAUCACAUUAUUUGGAUUCUACUGAGACGGGAGAUGGAGACGACAAGAUUUUAAAGUUUUCUGGAAGAGUGACGGGGGGAGAGAUGGGGGAGAGAGAGGGGGAGGAUGAGUGAGGCGAGACGAUGACCUCCUCAUGACUUCCAUCAGAAGAAGGAAGUAGAGAAAAACAAAAACAGAUGCUGAACUUUUACCGAAAAUGACUUAAUUCGAUGUGAUGAACUCUCUGAGGACUCUACAGGAAGUGACCGAUUCAAACGGAACCCUUCAAAUUAAGAGUCUGGUGUGGAGAUGAACUGAGGCUAACGGGGCGUGACCUCUGACCUCUGUGCAGACGCUGGUUCCUGUGGGCAUGCAGCCCUCCUUCUCCACUCAGUUCAGCACCAUGAGGUUCUCCUACCACCUGAACACCUCCCCCCCCACUGCCCCCCCACACAGCAGCGCCUCCCCCAGGACAGGUCCCUCCUCCUCCUCCAGUCCCAGUCUGCUGGCUAAAGGUCUCUCUCUGGAGACGUCCUGCGCUCCGUGCGGCCACCAGGGGGCGCUGGACGCCGACGCUCCCCAGCAGCUGAGCUCCGACCCGGGGCCCAGCUCCUUCUCCUCUGACCCCGCCUCCCUGGAGCGAGGGGCGGAGCUAACAGUGCGCCGCGGCUCCGCUAACGGGCUCCUGCUGGUCAAUGACAGGGGGCCUCCGGAGCUACCAGCUACCACAAUAACACCAACGAGCAAGAGCAGGCCGCCGCUGCCCGGACCCAAACCUCAGGUCCCCCCGAAGCCCCCCCACCUCCAGCAGCAGGCGGGGGUGUCGAGGCCCCGCCCCCGGGUCCCAGAUAAGCCACUCCCCCCUCCCCCGCCCUGCAGGCCCCUCCCUGCAGACCCUCGGGGGGGCAGGUCUCCGCCCUGUCGCUCUGAUGGCACCGACUCCCCCAACUGUGUCCUGUCACUCAUCGAGAAGUUUGAGCGUGAGCAGAUAAUCGUGGUUCCUGACAUCACCGGGGGGGCUCUGUGUCCCCGCCUGCCGGACACCUCCUCCUCCUCUUCCUCACGUCCUUCAUCACCACCGUCCUCCUCACCUGCGGCCCCUCCCCCACCUGAAAAGGAACCGCCCUCUGAGGUCAAAGGUCACGAUGACAUCACACUGGGGGGAGAGGCUGAAGAAGAGGAGGAGGAGGGAGACGCCGACCUGCACGAUGAAGACGACGAUGACGACGAUGAAGAGUUGGCGGCGGCGUGUCGUGAGGACGUCCAUCAGAAGCGUCUCUCCAUGGAGUCGGGUUACAGCGCCUCGGAGAAACACCUGGAGGACGACGUGGUUGCCGUGGAGAUGAGGGAGCAACAGCCGGCUCAGCUCGACCAAUCAGAGCUCCCCUCAGAGCGCUUGUCCCUCCCCUCCUCACAGACAGAGGGAAAACUGGCCAAUCGGGACAGCGGCAUCGACAGCAUCAGUUCGCCGUCGCACAGCGAAGAGCUCUGUUUCGCUGGAGUGGACGAUGGGGGCGUGGCCUAUCCCUGUAGCCCCGCCCUCUUGCCCCGCCUCUCAAGCUCCUCCUCUUACGCGGGGGAGGGGGAGGAGGGGGAGGCGAGGGGCGGAGCCAGGAGGAGGCGGGACUUCUCUGAGGAGGGAGACAGCGACCUGGAGGAGGAGGAGGAGGGCGAGCUGACUCUGGUGCUGCCCCCCCCCAAAACAGACAGACAGGACUCUGUGGAGGUGAGACAGGAAGUGAGACCAGACCUUUUGUUCACCAAACAACUGUCGGUCCAGCAGAGGGUCUUUAACAUCGCCAACGAGCUGCUGCACACAGAGAUCGGCUACGUCUCCAAACUCCACCUCCUGGACCAGGUCUUCUGUGCUCGUCUCCUGGAGGAGGCGCGCUCUCGCUCCUCCUUCCCCUGCGACGUGGUUCAGGGAAUCUUCUCCAACAUCUGCUCCAUCUACUGCUUCCACCAGCAGUUCCUCCUGCCGGCGCUGCAGAAACGCAUGGAGGAGUGGGAAUCGAACCCUCGUAUCGGGGACAUCCUUCAGAAGCUGGCUCCCUUCCUGAAGAUGUACGGAGAGUACGUGAAGAACUUUGACCGAGCCAUGGAGCUGGUGAACAUCUGGAUGGAGAGAUCAGCGCAGUUCAAGGCCAUCGUGCAGGAGAUCCAGAGGGAGGAGCGCUGUGGGAACCUGACUCUGCAGCAUCACAUGUUGGAGCCGGUCCAGAGGAUCCCUCGCUACGAGCUGCUGCUCAAAGACUAUAUGCACCGCCUGCCGGAGGACGCCCCAGACCACCGGGACGCCCAGAAGUCUCUGGAGCUGAUCGCCACCGCAGCAGAACACUCCAACGCCGCCAUCAGGAAGAUGGAGCGGAUGAGGAAGCUGCUGAAGGUGUACGAGCUGCUGGGAGGAGAAGAAGACAUCGUUAACCCGACUAACGAGCUCAUCAAAGAAGGACACAUCCUCAAACUGUCCAACAAGAACGGCACCACGCAGGACCGAUACCUCAUCCUGUUUAACGACAGGUUGCUGUACUGCGUCCCGAAGCUGCGUCUGAUUGGUCAGAAGUACGGCGUCCGUGCUCGCAUCGAUGUGGACGGGAUGGAGCUGAAAGAGACCAGCAGCGCUGCAGUACCUCGGACGUUCCUGGUUUCUGGAAAACAAAGAUCUCUGGAGCUGCAGGCCAGGACGGAGGAGGAGAAGAAAGACUGGAUUCAGGCCAUCCAGGCGACCAUCCAGAGACACGAGCAGACGAUGGAGAGCUUCAGACAUCUCAACUGUUCUCUACGAGACGACGAGUCCACGCCGCCUCACUCCCCGAGCUGUGUGGAGCUGGGGAAGCGGGCUCCGACCCCCAUCAGAGAGAAGGAGGUGACUCUGUGUAUGAAAUGUCAGGAGCCGUUCAACUCCAUCACCAAGAGACGGCACCACUGCAAGGCCUGCGGACACGUGGUUUGUGGGAAAUGUUCAGAGUUUCGUGCUCGCCUUUCGUACGACAACAACCGCACCAACCGUGUUUGCAUCGACUGCCACGCCAUGCUGGUGGGGGCGUCGCCAUCGCCCGCCCUGCUGAGCAGCAGCAGCCAGAGGAGGCGCUCCAUCCUGGAGAAACAGGCCUCCUUGGCAGCGGAGCACAGUGUGAUUUGUAGUUUUUUGCACCACAUGGAGAAAGGGAGUGGGCGCGGCUGGCAGAAAGCCUGGUUCGUCGUCCCGGAGAACGAGCCGCUGGUGCUCUACAUCUACGGAGCUCCACAGGAUGUGAAGGCGCAGCGCAGCGUUCCUCUGAUUGGCUUCGAGGUCUCCCUCCCCGAGUCAUGUGACCGCCUCGAGCGCCGCCACGCCUUCAAGAUCUCCCAGAGUCACCUGACGCUGUUCUUCAGCGCCGACUGUGAGGAGCUGCAGCGACGGUGGAUCGACGUCCUGCUGCGCGCCGGGAGGGGGGAGGAGCCUCAGGUGCAUCGGCCAAUCGUGGAGAGCGUGGAGGAGGAGGGGGAGGAGCUUGCGACCGUAGCAGAGGACGAGAACACGUGAUUCUAUUGGACGAGAGAAAAAAAUGGCAACGAUGAUUAAUAUUGGUCCCUGUUGGAAACCAUUACAAAACCAGUAGCUGAUAUUUACACACACACACACACACACUGCAUGAUGGCGUCUCUUCUUCUUCAACUUUUUUCGUGAGGCAGUGAUGUGGGCGGAGCCUCUUCUCCCGCAGGAAUCAUGGGAACCACUGUGUUUUUCAUCCCCUCAGUUUGGUCUCAAACACACAAAAAAAGAGUAAAGAGCUCUCUGAUUGGAUGGAUUUCCUGGAACAUGAAGCACAUUCAUCAGCUGCUGUUAUAAACAUUUUACCUUAUGGUUUCCACUGAUCCAGUGUUCAGAAGAUCAACAGGUGUUAACUUAGUGGUUAAAUCACGUUGUUUUUUCCACUUUAAUACAGCAGCAACAACCAUCAAGGAGUCACACAACACGUAGAGGGUUUUAAUAACAAAACCGGCAGAUCUAAAACUCCAGUUAUUAUUACUGAUACGUUCUCUGUCAGUGCAAGAAUAUUCAAUUAUUUCAACAAUUUUCAGUUUUCUGCACAGACCAGUAAAAAGUGAUCUUGUAUGAAGACACUAGAUUUACAGAAGCUCGGAAACACAAAGCAGAUCUGCAACAUUAAGGGAUUCAGAUUGGACAAACUGAGACACUGGUGAAUUCACAAAAACUGGAUUGGAGCUUCUUUUAGUUUCAUGAAUUGUGCAGCAUUAGCAACCUGUAUUUGCGCCGUCCCAAGAUCCGGUUCACAACAGAUAAUGCCCUAAUUAUGUUAAAAUGCAAACACCCUUUGAGAUUUGCAGCUUUAAACUACUAUCCUUGUCUGUGAGUAUAAAUGUGCUUCAAGUAACACAAACUCUCUGAAGACACUAAUAAUUUCACUGUAACUGCGUGUGGCUGUUACCGCUAAACAUUGUGAUUUGGACUGUUUUUGCACGAUGCUCAAUUUAAUGCCAAAUCCCAGCAAAUUCCCUGAUUUAAAAACGUGCAAAUACCACAGGAGAACGGAGAAGCAAUUGUCUUGGAAGAGCAAUUAGGAAUGCAUUUAACCUUUUGUUGGCGCUUUGAGAAAUAAGCAGUUUCUUAUUGUUAUAUUCAUGCAGGUUUAGGGAUUUGGCUGCAGAAGCUUUGCAAUCCUUUUGUGAAUGUUCCCCUGAGUGCAGUCCAGCUCAGUGUCCCUAUGAUUCACACUCAUUUUGGACAAUGCUGCACCUCCAGUUUUACAUCCAACGCCAACGAUGUAACUUCAACCACCGUCUGGUGCUUGUUGGCUCACAGAUUUAGUAAAAAAUUAGAAGUGUUAAAACAUUAUUGUUGGAAGUGAAUCUGGUGUUUUGCAGAAUCUUCCAAUAUCAGUGUUCAGAUUGUUUCUGAUAUCAACAAGCAAACAGGUGUGUUACGACAAAAGCAGCAACCUUCAUUAAUCUGACCCGAGUGGAAUGGAUUAAACAAGCACAUCAAAAAGCAUUUCAGAGUCAAAAUGGACAACAGAUUUAAAAUCCCAGCUGAGGGUUUAGGAGUGGAUCUUCUACCAGACAUGAUGCAGCCACGAAGAAGAGAUUAAAGAAGAGAUUUUUCCCUGUUUUUAAAAGAUAUGUGUCAGCAGGAAGUUGAUAGACUGUCAAAAGGAGGAAACGCUGUGAGAUUUUUAAAAAACAAAAGAAGAAAAAGACUGAUGUGUCCUCUUUAAAUGAACUUAAAAGACUUUUGAUUUUUUAACCCCAAAAUUUGCCCCUGAAGAUCAACUCCUGUAUUUUGACUUUUAAACUUCACUGCUGCUGUCUGACAAAUCCAAACCUGCCUAUCGAAUCACCUGUCCGGAGGUAAACUACAUUUCCCAGCAGCCUUGGCUCCAAGUGGUGGACUCAUUUUACCUGAAGCCUCUCUGCCUUCUGCUGGUGAAGUUCGGUACUGCAGAUUUUUAUAAAAAUCACUGAGGUGGUUCAUCGGGGUCCUCAAGAAAUCGCCAUGUUUUCAGAUCACAAAAAAAAAUCAUGAAGCAGAGAAACAAGAAUUUAAAGAGUCCAAAAACGUAAAUAUUUUGACUUCAUUUAUUCAGUUUUUCAUUAUUUUGUGCAAACCUUCGGAGACUGUGAACCACUAUUUUCAUUGUUAAUAAUUAUGCCGAUUAUUUUCUCAAUUAAUAUGGAUUGUUUGGUCUAUAAUAUGUCAGAAAAUCCAAAAUGAUGUCUUUUAUAUGUUUUAUUUUUCGUCAGUCCAAAGAUAUUCACCAUUAUAUUAAAUAAAAUAUAAAAUAUAUAAGCUGAUAACCACCAUAUUAAGAGAAUCUGAAAACAUUUGAAGACGUCACUUUGGAGACAUAUUCUAUAGACCAGACAACCUAUGAUUAAUUGAGAAGAUAAUUAAAUAGCUGAAAAUGAAAAUGAUUGUUAGAUACAAGGCCUCUAAAGGACACUGGUGAUCUCAGCCCCAGAUGAUGAUGAUGAUGAUGGUGGUGGUGAAGGUUUUUUUUUUUUAAAGAUGGAUGUAUAAAGUUUGAAAAAUAGUUUUUUUAAGAUGGAUACAUGAAGAGGAACCAGGAACCAGCUGGACUGUACACCUUCAUGUUGUCAGAUGAACUCGGUGGUGUCUGUUUCCUGGAUGUUGGGAAUUAAUCCAGCUAUUAGACGGAGCCGAACUGAAUCUACAAGAAUAGACUUUAGUUGUUUUUAUCAUGUUCGCUUCCAGUGGUCCAGUAUUUCUCUCUCUCUGUCUCUAUAAACACCUUUUGGACAAAGUGUUUUGAUAGUGAAAAUAUUAUUAAUAUUAUUAUUGUUAUUCUGAUGCUAUGAUGAAGUGAACAGACUUCUUGUUGGAUAUUUCGGUGUUUAUGAGUCUGGGUUGUGUUUGAUGUUUGCUUGAUGCAAGUUGAUGCAAGAAGAAAACAAAGAGUAAAGAUUUUGUAAAUAUAA